AUGAGCUUCGGGAGCCUAUUCGACGGCGGGGCCGGCGGCGGCGGCGGAGGGAUGCAGUUCCCGUUCUCCACCGGCUUCUCGUCCACGCCGGCCCUCUCCCUCGGUCUGGACAACGCCGGCGGCGGCAUGGUCGGCCGGAUGCUUCCCGGGAGCGGCGCCGCCGGGGACGGCGGCGGGAUGGCGAUGAGGGACGCCGACGCCGAGAACGACAGCCGCUCCGGGAGCGACCACCUGGACGCCAUGUCCGCCGGCGGCGCCGAGGACGACGACGACGCCGAGCCAGGCAACCCGCGCAAGCGCAAGAAGCGCUACCACCGCCACACGCCGCAGCAGAUCCAGAAGCUCGAAGCGCUGUUCAAGGAGUGUCCUCACCCGGACGAGAAGCAGCGCGGCGAGCUCAGCAAGCGGCUCGGCCUCGACCCGCGCCAGGUCAAGUUCUGGUUCCAAAACCGCCGCACGCAGAUGAAGACGCAACUGGAGCGGCACGAGAACGCGCUUCUCAAGCAGGAGAACGACAAGCUUCGCGCCGAGAACAUGGCGAUCCGGGAGGCCAUGCGCAGCCCGAUGUGCGGCAGCUGCGGGAGCCCCGCCAUGCUCGGGGAGGUGUCCCUGGAGGAGCAGCACCUGUGCAUCGAGAAUGCGCGGCUCAAGGACGAGCUCAGCCGCGUCUAUGCCCUCGCCACCAAGUUCCUCGGCAAGCCCAUGUCCAUCCUCUCGGGCGGGCCCAUGCUGCAGCCGAACCUGUCGCUGCCCAUGCCCAGCUCGUCGCUUGAGCUGGCGGUCGGCGGCGGCCUCCACGGCCUUGGAUCUAUCCCGUCUGCUGCUACCAUGCCUGGUUCCAUGGGCGACUUUGUUGGGGGUGUGUCUAGCCCAUUGGGCACGGUGAUCACGCCUGCAAGGACAACCGGAUCUGUCCCGCCUAUGGUGGGCAUCGACAGGUCCAUGCUGUUGGAGCUUGCGAUCAGCGCCAUGGAUGAACUAGUUAAGCUGGCACAGAUUGACGAGCCGUUGUGGCUUCCCAGCCUCAAUGGCUCUCCCAACAAGGAGUUGCUCAACUUUGAGGAGUAUGCCAACUCGUUCCUUCCGUGCGUCGGCAUGAAGCCUGUCGGCUAUGUGUCCGAGGCCUCUAGGGAGUCUGGCCUCGUCAUCAUCGACAACAGCCUUGCUCUUGUUGAGACCCUUAUGGACGAGAGACGGUGGUCGGACAUGUUCUCGUGCAUGAUCGCGAAGGCCACAGUUCUAGAGGAGGUGACAUCCGGCAUUGCAGGAAGUAGAAAUGGUGCGCUGCUGCUGAUGAAGGCUGAGCUACAGGUGCUCUCACCUUUAGUGCCCAUCAGGGAGGUCACAUUUCUCAGGUUUUGCAAGCAGCUGGCUGAGGGUGCAUGGGCAGUAGUGGACGUGUCCAUUGAUGGAUUGGUGAGAGAUCAGAACUCUGCAACAGCAUCCAACGCCGGAAAUAUAAGGUGCAGGAGGUUACCUUCUGGCUGUGUGAUGCAAGACACUCCCAAUGGCUACUGCAAGGUCACGUGGGUCGAGCAUACGGAAUACGAUGAGGCAUCAGUACACCAGCUCUAUAGACCACUUCUCCGGUCCGGGCUGGCCUUUGGGGCCAGGCGGUGGCUUGCAAUGCUGCAGCGCCAGUGUGAAUGCCUGGCCAUACUCAUGUCCCCUGAUACAGUUUCAGCAAAUGAAUCGUCAGUCAUAACCCAAGAGGGGAAGCGAAGCAUGCUGAAGCUAGCGCGGCGGAUGACGGAGAACUUCUGCGCUGGGGUCAGCGCGUCGUCUGCACGUGAAUGGAGCAAGCUGGACGGUGCGGCAGGCAGCAUCGGGGAGGAUGUGCGGGUCAUGGCACGGAAGAGCGUGGACGAGCCUGGGGAGCCACCGGGCGUGGUGCUCAGUGCGGCCACAUCGGUGUGGGUGCCCGUGGCUCCGGAGAAGCUGUUCAACUUCCUACGUGACGAGCAGCUGCGCGCAGAGUGGGACAUCCUCAGCAACGGAGGCCCCAUGCAGGAGAUGGCUAACAUUGCCAAGGGGCAGGAGCACGGAAACUCGGUGUCCCUCCUCAGAGCCAGUGCCAUGAGUGCCAACCAGAGCAGCAUGUUGAUCCUCCAGGAGACUUGCACUGAUGCAUCAGGCUCGAUGGUCGUGUACGCUCCGGUGGACAUCCCGGCGAUGCAGCUCGUCAUGAACGGCGGGGAUUCCACCUACGUUGCCCUGCUGCCGUCUGGGUUCGCCAUCCUGCCCGACGGCCCAAGCAGUGUCGGCGCCGAGCAUAAGACAGGUGGCUCGCUACUCACCGUUGCAUUCCAGAUACUCGUCAACAGCCAGCCGACCGCCAAGCUCACCGUGGAAUCAGUAGAAACCGUGAACAACCUUAUAUCCUGCACCAUCAAGAAGAUCAAGACAGCGCUGCAGUGCGACGCUUGA
Messenger RNA from Miscanthus lutarioriparius, 2427 nucleotides. NCBI's taxonomy places the organism in Eukaryota, Viridiplantae, Streptophyta, Magnoliopsida, Poales, Poaceae. The record is from the annotation of a GenBank genome assembly.